Molecule: messenger RNA, 915 nt
Organism: Colletotrichum higginsianum IMI 349063
Lineage: Eukaryota; Fungi; Ascomycota; Sordariomycetes; Glomerellales; Glomerellaceae
Product: Rtr1/RPAP2 family protein
Exons: 1
Coding region: 1-915 (304 amino acids)
Cellular component (GO): cytoplasm; nucleus
Molecular function (GO): RNA polymerase core enzyme binding; RNA polymerase II CTD heptapeptide repeat phosphatase activity
Source: RefSeq, a predicted model, not a curated record
AUGGCCACCGAUACCCGGCCACUCAAGGGCAUCCUCAAAAAGCCGGCCGGCCCCUCCGUCACCAACAGCAACGGCAGCACCAACACCGGUGCCGCCGCCGCCGUCCUGAACCCGCGGAAGCAGGACCCCCGCGAAAUCGCCCUGCAGCACGCCCGCAUCAUCCAACAGCGAAAAGACCUCGAGCUCGAGAUCCUCGAGUGCCUGGCUCUGCUGUCCGAGUACCCCACCGAGCGCGGCAGCCGCCUCUACUCAGCCGCCCAUCCCUCGCCCCGCGACGCCGCCGACUUCAAGGCCAACGUCCGCCUCUUCCAACCCUCCGACUACGACGACCUGAUCGAGGAGCGCAACGUCAACGGCCUGUGCGGCUAUACCCUCUGCGCCCAACCCAAACCCCCCGCCUCCAAGGGCGGCGAGUGGCGUCUCGUCAACUUUGGCACCUCGAGCUUCGACAUCGUUAACCGCAAGGAGUCGGAGAAGUGGUGCUCCAAGGACUGCCAGCGCAGGGCCCUCUACGUCAAGGUCCAGCUCAAUGAGACCGCCGCCUGGGAACGCGCUGGCAUCCCCGACAUCGAAAUCGAGCUGCUCGGCGAGCACACGGCCGCGAAGGAGGAGGACCCUGCCGCCCAGGCAACGCGAGACCUCGCGAACCUGAGGUUGGAGGAGACCAGGCGGGUGGCCGACGAGUCUGCAACGCUAGCGCUGGAACGGGGCGAGGUGCGCCAGGAGGGAAAGAAGACCUUCACACUGGCCAUCCGCGAGAGGGAGGUCCAGCCGCCAGCCGACGACAACGGUUCCUUUGCAGAACCCGACGAUGCCCAUUUACUGGUAGAAGGGCAUCGGCCGGGGGCCGGAAAAGCGCAGGCUCGGGCCGAAGCGUCUCAAGCCGAAGCCCAAUUUAGGAAAGAAAACGCGUGA